Molecule: messenger RNA, 1778 nt
Organism: Pseudopipra pipra
Lineage: Eukaryota; Metazoa; Chordata; Aves; Passeriformes; Pipridae
Product: 2'-5'-oligoadenylate synthase 1-like
Exons: 6
Coding region: 131-1705 (524 amino acids)
Biological process (GO): defense response to virus; regulation of ribonuclease activity; negative regulation of viral genome replication
Cellular component (GO): nucleoplasm; membrane; cytosol
Molecular function (GO): protein binding; double-stranded RNA binding; 2'-5'-oligoadenylate synthetase activity
Source: RefSeq, a predicted model, not a curated record
GGUGGCCUGGGGAGCUUUAAAAGCUGCUGCAGAUAAGAGCAGGCUGUGGGGGGCAGAUAAGUGAAGGCAGGAGUGGGCAUAGGAGGCAGCAAGUCAGUAGAGAGCAACAGGAGUGAGCACACCUGGCAACAUGAGUGUGGGCCAGGUGUCAUUCAUGAACGAACUGCGUACGGUGUCUGCCAAAAACCUGGAUGGCUGGAUCGCGCAGAACCUGGAGCCCAGCACAGCUUUCUCCAUGCAGGUGAAGCAGACAGUGAGGCGGAUCUGCGACUUCUUGAAGGAGGACUGCUUUGGGACCGAAAUCCAUGUCAACAAGACAGUCAAGGGUGGCUCAGCGGGCAAGGGCACGGCCCUGAAGAACAACUCUGAUGCUGAUGUGGUGCUCUUCCUCAGCUGCUUAUCCAGCUACCAAAAGCAGAAGGAGGAGAGAAAGGAUAUGCUGGAUUUGAUCAAAAUAAGGCUGAUUGCCUUAUUUUGCAGGAAGAACUUGCAGUUCAGUCUGUGCAUCAGUGAACCCCGUUACAAGGGUCCUGACAAUGCACCACGCUCCCUCAGCCUCACUCUCUCCUCCAAGGAGAACGGAGAGUCCAUUGAUGUGGACAUUCUGCCUGCCUAUGAUGCCUUGGGGCAGGUAAUGGAGGACGCCCCGCCAAGGGCAGAUGUGUACGUGGAGCUCCUGAAUGCCUGCAGCCACCCUGGGGAGUUUUCCCCCUGCUUCACUGAGCUGCAGAAGAAGUUUGUGAAGCGUCUCCCUGCCAAGCCGAAGAACCUCCUGCGACUGGUCAAGUACUGGUACAAGGAGCUGAAGCUAAAGAACCCUAAAGCGGACCUGCCCCCCAAGUAUGCCCUGGAGCUGCUGACCAUCUAUGCCUGGGAGGAGGGCACAGGCUCCCGUGACUCCUUUGUCACGGCUCAAGGCUUCCUCACAGUGCUGAAGCUGCUGUGCCAGUACCAGGACAUCUGCAUCUACUGGGAGAAGUACUACUCGCUCAAGGACAGCAAGAUCGGUGACCAUGUCAAGGGGCUGCUGAGCAGUGACCGCCCUGUCAUUCUGGACCCUGCUGACCCCACGGGGAUCCUGGGCCAAGGCAAGAACUGGGGCUUGAUGGCACGGGCAGCUGCCAGCAGCUGCAGCUCACUGCCCUGCCUUGCAGGUAUCCAGCCCUGGGAGGUGCAGCCGGCCCGGCGCGUGAACAUUGAGGUGAGGCAGCUGUCGGGCACCAGACUGAGCUUGACCAUCAGCCCCUCUGACACCAUCGGGAAGGUGAAGGAGGAGAUCCAGAAGAAGUGGGGCAUCCCCUUUUACAGGCAGAACUUGGCACAGCAGGAGCCAGGUAGGAACAACAUCAACCUACAGGACAGCGAGACCCUGGCUGCGUAUGGCAUCUUCUACAGCACCAAGCUGGUGCUGCUGCAGACCGAGCCCCAGGAGAUGGAGGUCUUUGUGCAGGGUGAUAAGAACCGCAGCAUUACCUACACGGUGCUGCCCACCGACACUGUCCGGAAGCUGAAGGAGCAGAUCCAGAGCCGGCAGGGGCCUUCUGCUGACCAGCAGUACCUCAUCUAUAACACCAGGGAGAUGGAGGACCGGCACACACUGGCACAUUACAAUGUUCAGCCCAAGACCACCAUCCACAUGUCCCUGCGGCUCCGGGGGGGUGCAGGCCCCCAGCAUCCCCAGUUCCCUGCCUGCUCGCUCUCCUGAGCAUUGCCCUCAGCACCAGCCCAUGCCUCUGUGUACCCCGUCACACUAGAAAUAAAUGCCUUGGUGGAUCCUU